Molecule: messenger RNA, 2271 nt
Organism: Podarcis muralis (Common wall lizard)
Lineage: Eukaryota; Metazoa; Chordata; Lepidosauria; Squamata; Lacertidae
Gene: RRN3
Product: RNA polymerase I transcription factor RRN3
Biological process (GO): transcription initiation at RNA polymerase I promoter
Cellular component (GO): nucleus
Molecular function (GO): RNA polymerase I general transcription initiation factor activity; RNA polymerase I core binding
Source: RefSeq, a predicted model, not a curated record
AAUCACCUCUUGUUUCACUUCCGGGCACGUCCGAGGGAGGCUUCUGCGCUGGCUGUGCUGCGUGGGGAAGACUCGCGUCUCUUGGGCUGCGCGCACGAGGAGGAUGGAAAGGGAAGAAGCGGCGGCUUCGUGGGGAAAGGAAGAAGGGCGGCCCCGCGGGCUGGGCGGCAGGCCGAGGCCCUGAGUCAGGCCUCGGCGAAGCGCAGGACUGCUGACAUGUUGGCUGCAGAUGAAUUUCUAAAAUCUCCACCAAGGAAAACAGUCAGAUUUGGUGGGACACUGACAGACAUCCUUCUAAAAUACCAAAAGGGUGAGACAACUGAAUUUGAUUUGUUGAAGCAUCAGCUGUUAGAUCCAGACUUAAAAGAUGACCAGAUUAUAAACUGGCUGGGUGAGUUUCGGUCUUCCGUUACACUCUUGACCAAGGAGUUUGAACAACUAGUCAGCAUCUUAUUGAGGGUGCAGUGGCUGAAAAGGAGCCAGGCUGUGGUGGAAGAGUAUUUGGCUUUCCUGAGCAACUUGGUGUCGGCACAGACAAUCUACCUUAGGCCAUGUCUUGCAAUGAUUGUCUCGCACUUUGUACCGCCUCGAAUAACCAUUCAAGAGAACGAUGUGGACAUUUCGGAUUCAGAUGAUGAUGAAAAUGUUACUGAAGGCUUUGACACUUGCCAUAGAGCACUGCAAACAAUUGCAAAAUACGUCCCUUUGACACCGCAGUUUCUCAUGCCGGUGCUCGUUGACAAAUUUCCCUUCGUUAACAAAUCAGAAAGAACCCUGCAGUGCUACGUGCAUAACAUGCUACGAAUCAGCGGAUAUAUCCCAACUCUGAGGCAUGACAUUCUGGAGCUGGUUAUUGAAAGGGUAUUAAAGAUUGAUGUGAGCGCUCCAAGAAAAGAGAUUGAAGCUGCUGAAGAGGAUGAGAGCGAAGGGGCUGCUGAAGAAGGACUCUUUGACAUGGAUGAAGAUGGAGAAAACCCAGACAAGAAUGAGGUGAUGGCUCACCCAGUUGCAGAACGCCUAGACAUCCUGAUGAUUGUCUUGUUUUCAUACGUUAAAGAUAUCUGCCAUGUGAAUGGGAAGCUUGAUAUUGGCAACACCAAGGAUUUGUAUCGGGAUCUGGUGACAGUGUUUGAUAAGCUCAUUUUGCCGACCCAUGGCUCAUGUCACGUGCAGUACAUCAUGUUCUACCUCUCUAGCUUCAAACUGGGAAUUGCAGAAGCCUUUGUGGAGCAUCUUUGGAAAAUGCUUCGUAAUCCAAAUACUCCAGCCGUGAUCAGGCAGGCUGCUGCCAACUACACCGGCAGCUUUUUGGCACGGGCAAAGUUUGUUCCGGUUGUUACAGUGAAAACCUGCCUGGACUUGCUGGUCAACUGGCUGCACGUGUACAUCGACAACCAGGGCACAGGGGCGAAAGCCUUUUGCGACAUCACUCUUCACGGGCCCUUUUAUGCCGCCUGCCAGGCUGCGUUCUACGUGAUCAUCUUUCGUCACAAGCAAAUAGUGGACGGAAACCUAAAGAAAGGUUUGGCCUUCCUGCAGAGCUUAAACCUUGAACGCAUUGUGAUGUGCCAGCUAAACCCCCUGAAGGUCUGCUUGCCUUCCAUUGUGAAUUUUUUUGCUGCCAUUACCAGGAAAUACCAAAUCGCAUUCUGCGACACCAUCAUCGAGAGGAACAGGCGGCAGGUUUUGCCAGUUGUAAGAAGCAGCUGUGGGGGUGACUCUGUUGAGACUUGCACAAACCCCCUUGACAGCUAUUUCCCGUUUGACCCUUAUAUUCUCAAAAGAUCAAAGAACAUAAUCAACCCAUUAUAUCAGUUUUGGGAAGAGGAGUGUUCUGAAGACCUCAUAGAGGCUACAGACUCCAUUAAUGAGUGCAAAGGUGAAGAGGAAGAUGACUUUCUGAAAGGCGAAACUCCUCAAAAUGAUGGCAUUGGUGGAUUGACAUCAGGCUCCUUUGACUCUACACUUCAGAGUUCAGAAAACUGCAUAGGGUCACUGCCAGUUCCAUCGCUAUAGAUGCUGCUGUGACCUUCCAAGAGCAUAUACAAAGUCGUCGGGGCAAUCGUUCUGAUAGAGACCCUUUUGUUUAUUUGCACAGUUCCUAAACCGAUUUCUUGGAACAAUACUGAAAGCAAAACUGAAACAAACAUGUGGAUACUUUCAACUGGGGUGUGUUCACUUCAUUUUGUAAGCUGUAUGAAUUUAACAAUUUCCUUUUGAUUUGCAAUGGCUCAUCUAAUGUAUUAAAUAUAUUAAAGACUAUGAAUCAGA